Molecule: messenger RNA, 3014 nt
Organism: Phyllopteryx taeniolatus (common seadragon)
Lineage: Eukaryota; Metazoa; Chordata; Actinopteri; Syngnathiformes; Syngnathidae
Product: sodium channel subunit beta-1-like
Exons: 6
Coding region: 1238-1900 (220 amino acids)
Biological process (GO): regulation of heart rate by cardiac conduction; sodium ion transport; cardiac muscle cell action potential involved in contraction
Cellular component (GO): voltage-gated sodium channel complex
Molecular function (GO): sodium channel regulator activity
Source: RefSeq, a predicted model, not a curated record
UGUCAGGAGAAGGAACCUUGAGAUCACCUAGUCCAGCCAGAAUCUUCUUAAAGAGCCAGUACACCUAACUAUCCUAUCACUGCUCGUCUUAAACUAGCAUUUUUAAAAUGAUAUCUAAUUAAUUUUACGAGAUAAGAUAGCAGGCAAAUGAAAAACCAAAAAACAAACAAACAAAAGGAGUGGUGGAAUCCAAGCAGCUGCUGUCAUUGCGUAAAUGGGUCAUUUUACACCGCAGUACAUCUGCAGCAUCAACUGAGAGCAAAGGCAGAAAGAAGUGUUGCUGUGCGCUGUGGCGCAGCAUCAGUAGGCACUGUGACAGCACCAAGGACGUACGUGGCUUUUGGUUUCCUCUGGUGAAUGACGGAUUUGGUUGCGCGCCUGCAAGUUGAUCGACAAUGCCAGCGCGACCGAGGAUUCUUUCCUACCAGCAAUAAGGGCUGAUUAGAUUAGAUAGCUGAAAUUCCCCGUUUUCGACAAACCGCCGCCAUCGUGGGGGACGACGUCACAUUUCGCCCCGCAGAAGGAUUUAUUCAAUUGACGACAGCACGCGAUCAGAUUCAGAUGAACAAUGUUUAGAUUGCUGUUUAUGUUCGUACAAACCAGCUGCUGUAGAUUUUAAAGUGAUAUUAUUUGCACUUCGUGUCCGUAAUGUAGAGUCAGUUGAUGGUAUAUGUUGCGCAUGUAAACACAAAAGAUUUAACGUCUGUCGCUUGACAACAUUAGAGAUGAGUGCAUCUACUUCCAAGAUGGUGCAAUGAUGUCAAAUCUCAUUUUAACAACCUCAGGGGAAAAGUAAUACAAUCUCAAGGUGAAAUUCCGGAGGACACUGUGAGUCUUAGCAUGAAGUGGAAUGUUACACGUGCUUCUUUUUAUAAAUAAAAGCAGAAGAAGCCCAUCAAUUUGACGUGUAAACUUCAGGACAGUUAAAAUUGUCUGCAGCAAUAAUUUGUCGCAAUAAAUACUAUAAUCAGCAGGGAACUGUUGACUGGGGCCAAAGUACUACAGUGUAUGAUCUCUCUGAGAGGCCUGUAGGUGGAUGUAUUUUGCCCAUUACAAUGCAUGUGUAGCUGCUAGGAUGCACUUUAUUGAACUACAUUUCUUAAUAUCUGCAGUAUUCUUCAAAUAAAAAGCAUUAUAUAUAUAUAUGAUCAAUAACUGUCAAGAGGAAAACCAAAAUUUGGCGUGUAAAAGAACUUUGUGAGGCCCCUUGUCCCAAUAGAAAGGUAUAACCAGUGACAUGACUGCUAUUCACAUCCUGCUCCUUUUCCUCUCCUGCACAUUUUUGGUGCACCGGUGCGAUGGGGCGUGUGCAGAGCCCGAGUCGGACACAGAGGCGGUGGUGGGCCAAGGCUUCAAACUGGGCUGCCUCUCCUGCAAGAGGAGGAGCGAGGUCAAAGCUACUGCCACUGUCGAAUGGUACUUCCAGGCCAAAGGAGAGGUCGACUUUGUGCAAAUCUACACCUACGAUGAGAUGGGCCCCACCAUUGAAAACGAACACUUCAUGGACCGUCUGGAUUGGAACGGGAGCAAGAGGAGCAACGACAUACAAGAUGCGUCCAUUUAUAUUCUCAACGUCACCUUAAACGACACAGGCAUAUACCGCUGCUUCUUCAACCGCAUACUCGCCUAUGAAAACUACGAGUACACCAAUGUUGUCCGCAAAGUGGUCUACCUCACUGUGGUGGAAAAAGCUACCAGAGGAACAGCUUCCAUCGUGUCUGAAGUCAUGAUGUACGUGUCCAUCAUCGGCCUGCAGGUGUGGCUCCUCAUCGAGAUGAUAUACUGCUACAGGAAAAUAGCAGCAGCUGGGGAGGAAGCAUUAAGAGAAGCUGCGAAUGCUGAAUAUUUAGCAAUUGCCUCAGAAAGUAAAGACAACUGUGCUGGGCAGGUUGGAGAAUAGCAAAGGCUUCCAUUUUGGACUAAAAACUUCCCUCCUAUGCGCCCCGUUAACUGCUUUAAAAUAACUUGCGAACGAGACAAGACUCCAUCUUCAUCUCACGUCUUCUGUUUGAUCUUUUUUCUCUCCUUGAUAAAGAGCUCAAAUACGAAGCAUGGUACCAGCACUGUAAAGAUCAUUUGCAACACACAGAAGCAAAGCUGCACUUGUAUGAAAAACCUAUUAUGCAUUAAUGAGCCAUUGUUUAAAGUCAUACAAAAAGUACUAUGUAGACAUAUUGUAUAUUUAUAUAAGCGAAUAGACAAUACUGUGGGAGCCUCGAGGACUCUGAGGUUAAAAAAUAAGCUUGACUUCAACAGAUAAAGCUGUGACAAACCUCAGGCAUUUCAGUAAGAAAGGGGGUCUCUAUUCGCUGACACUGGGUGAUCAGAUCCCGAAACAGUACCUCUUCUGGCCCAGGAUGGAGAGCUUGUGAGAAUGAGAGAAGAUAGAGAAGUUGUGAGUGAAAACACUCUUUGGAGUUGUAAAGCUGGCUCCCACAAAGAAGACAAGCACACGUCACUUACAAAUAUUUUAAGAUGGCUGGUACAGGCCAGGCCGUUGCCGCCAUUGUUCCCCGGUCCACAUGUCCCCAGCACUGUGCGUUUGGGCUUCACCAAGCAGCUCAGUGAAUAUAGCUUCACUGAAAACAACAUGAGACUAUUACAUUCACGCUACUAUCAUCCUGGCUGGAAUAAAAGGGACACUCUGGUUCACCCUUGCGACGGCUGUACAACUGAGGCUCCAUCAGCGGGUCUACACGAUGGCUACUCCCUCCUCAUCAAUGUGCUGGGCCUCCUCCAGUCUGCAGAACACAAGUCAGUCAUAAACUGGAGAAAGUUUAUUUAAGUGCUCUCUGUGAAACAUACCCGAGGUAUUUUCAGAUUUUGUGAAUCUCUUUAUCAAGCAAAAUUGUAAUCCACUCUGUGUUCAACGACUAGACAGUAAGUAAUUGCAAAUGAUCUGAGAUGAACCAAAGUUACUAGGAGGGUGUGCACUUUCUGUAAACUGCUAACAGUUAGCAUGAGUCAAACCUUUAACAACCAGAGAUGAAUAAACAUUAGUGACACUCACCAAA